Molecule: messenger RNA, 1525 nt
Organism: Brienomyrus brachyistius
Lineage: Eukaryota; Metazoa; Chordata; Actinopteri; Osteoglossiformes; Mormyridae
Gene: selenos
Product: selenoprotein S
Exons: 6
Coding region: 73-696 (207 amino acids)
Biological process (GO): retrograde protein transport, ER to cytosol; endoplasmic reticulum unfolded protein response
Cellular component (GO): Derlin-1 retrotranslocation complex; endoplasmic reticulum membrane; Derlin-1-VIMP complex
Source: RefSeq, a predicted model, not a curated record
GUCACCGCCCUCUGUGAUUGGCUGAGGAGCGGGGUCCGUUUGACAACUGGGGGAAAGCGGCUCGAUGGCAACAUGAGAAUUACUGUACCCACGACUCCUUUUCGUGGUUUAAUUUUUACUAUUAUUGUUUUGUAUUUUUUUUUUGAAUUGGUGACUUAUGAGAAGGUGACAACAGAGGCGCCUUUGGAAAACCAGGAUCUGAGCUUCUUAAUGCUACCGGUGGGAGCCUUUCUCGCAGAGUAUGGCUGGUACCUGCUGUUCUUCAGUGUGGGCGUCUUCCUACUCAUCCAGGAGUUUAGGAAGCGGGGAACCAACCAGCCACCAAGCAGAUCCUCCCUAGAAAUUGUGAACGAUGCUCCGUCUGUGGUGAGACGCCAGGAGGCUCUGGACGCAUCGCGUCAAAGGAUGCAGGACGAGUUGGAUGCCAAAGCUGAGCAGUACAAAGAGAAGAAGCAGAAAGCUGAAGAAGAGAAAAGAAAACAGAAAACUAUAAUGUGGGACAGCAUGAAGUCAGGGAGGAGUUCUAAGACCAGUGCAGAGGCUGCAGACAAUAAUGAAGGAACCAGCUCAUCAACGGAAGUCAAAUCAAAGAGGAGUUUGAAACCAUUACGAAGUGGAUACAAUCCCAUGACUGGCGAAGGUGGAGGAAGCUGUUCUUGGCGACCAGGAAGAAGAGGCCCCACGUCUGGUGGGUGAGGUUAAAGGAGGUCAGAGCGCCACUGCAAGAGUGACCUCUGACCCGGCUCCAGAGCACACAAAGGUCAACUGAAAUUAAGCUGCCAGCCGUCAGAUUGGGCCCCAAGUUGAUUUUCCAAACCAGUCUUGCUUAACCAGAUAACUGGAUGCCACACCUGCCAUUAGCUGUAAUUUCUGAAAUGUCUUUGAAUGAAUUGGAACCUUUUGAAAAUUCUCCUUUGCUUUAGAUGUAUUUCUGUUACUUUUCAAGUAGGGUUAUGUGUCACUCGUUUGUCUUAGAAACUGAGUAUUAAGCAGCUAGCAUUUCCUGUCCCUUUGUCUUGGCACAGUUAAGACUGUGAUGCAUAUAAUUGGAGCAGGUGAACAGUGCUUCUGAUUCUAAACUUAGAUAUUUUUGGCUUCUGAGCAUCUGAAUGAGGAACACGCUGGGUAACCUUUCGAGACUGACAGCUUCCAAUGAAGCCUUCCUUAUAAAUGGCUGCUUUGCCAGUGAGGGUGGCUGAUUUUUUUUCAGAGGAAUUGUGUGUUAGAUCCCCCUCCCAUACUUUCUGAAAUGUCUGUUAAAGGAAUCAAGCAUACUGUAUUAGAGCAAACAAUACCUGUAUGGUGUAAGAAGCUUACUGCAGUCUGAGGUGUGAAUGUUGCCUCAGAAUUAUUGAAAUAAUGCAAGUAGUUGAAAGAAGUUGAUUCUGCAGAUGCGGAAGGAUUAUUUCCUUUAUGCUCGUUUGCUGCACUUGCGUGUGGGUGUGUAUAGUUUCAUGAUAAACUGCUCCCUACCCCUGAACGGUAUGAAAACAAUUUUUGUUGUAAUAAAAAGUUGUUUCACAAA